Spirometra erinaceieuropaei is the source of this 921-nucleotide messenger RNA. The record is from the annotation of a GenBank genome assembly. NCBI's taxonomy places the organism in Eukaryota, Metazoa, Platyhelminthes, Cestoda, Diphyllobothriidea, Diphyllobothriidae.
AUGCAGCUGCGCUGGAGCGGCCAUCUGGUGCGCAUGGACGACGAGCGACUACCCAAACGGUUCUUCUACGGGGACGUCGCGACGGGUUCUCGUCGUAAAGGAAGCCCAAUUCGUCGGUACAAGUAUACUCUGAAUUCCUCCAUGAAGCAACUGCAAAUCAACCCGACCAACUGGGAAGAGCUCGCCCGCGAUCGUCCGACAUGGAGGAGAACAGUGAAGACGGGCGCUGCUAUCCACGAAGCCAACCGCAUCACCGCCGCCAAAGCGAAACGCGAAGCCCGCAAAUCCCAACUGCGCUCAGGCAGCAACGCCGCCGCACAACCGCUUCCAACGUGUCCUCGGUGUCAGCGGACAUUCCGGGCUCGAAUCGGCCUUGUUGGACAUCUUCGGAUCAACUGUAACUCUCGAACUGCUCCAGCCAUCGUCCCCCCGUCCGCCUCAUCCUCGUCCACUCUGCCGCCUACUAACUCUGACAAUCCUUCUGCACCACCACUUCCAUCCUCCUCCUCCUCCCCCUCCUCCUCCUCCUCUUCCACCACUGCCCCAACGGCGGCCGCUCAGCAGCCGUCUCGCACAUCACCAACCGCGACACAACAACCGGCACCACCCCCGCCUCUCCCGACUCCAGCAAUGAGAAUCAGGACUACACCUGCCCUCACUGCGAUCGCACUUUCACCUCACGCAUUGGCCUGGUCGGUCACUUGCGAAUCCAUCGCACAGAGACCGGAGAACCAGUGCCUGGAGCACCAACCUAAACCCACGAAGCUCGUCUCAACUGCCCACACUGUCCUCGCACUUUCAGGCACCGCAUGGGCCUAUUCGGUCACAUGCGCAUCCACGACGACCUGCGGUAGACAACCGCCGGUUACACCACACAUCCACACACUCCCUACCCUCCUCCACCAUCACCAACACACAUAA